Molecule: messenger RNA, 6697 nt
Organism: Rhineura floridana
Lineage: Eukaryota; Metazoa; Chordata; Lepidosauria; Squamata; Rhineuridae
Gene: FILIP1
Product: filamin A interacting protein 1
Exons: 7
Coding region: 427-4065 (1212 amino acids)
Source: RefSeq, a predicted model, not a curated record
GCUCAACCAAGUCAUCGCUCUUAACAGUGUGAGAGGAGACCAGGAGAGGGGAAAUGCAAUCUCAGAACUUCACUGCCAAAGCUUAGCACCACAGAGCAGCAGUUCUCUGUGUGUGUGUGGAAACAACAGAAAAAGAGGUUUUCAGACAAAAGCCUGGGGAAAGAAGAGUUUGUACCUCCUAUUUCUUCUGACUGGUAUUUCUCUGAACAGGAACUGCGUUCCUCUUUUACUCUCUUCCCUAUUUCCUGCAUUACUUCAGUCACUGAUAGAUCUAGAAAGAAAGAGGGGCGGAGGGGGGGAGCUUCUGUAUGUGUGUUCUUCUGGGCCUGAAUACCUUCAGUCUUGGUCAUGCAAGCUAGAUUUCUGAACACAGUGUCUUUGUAAAAGGAAGGCAUCUAGCUCCUUUCUGCCAGCUGUCAGGUCAGGAUGAGAUCCCGAAAUCAAGGUGGAGAAAGCUCAUCCAAUGGGCAUUUCUCCAAGUCAAAGCCCAUUAUCAGCAACACAGAAAAUCAAAAAAUUCAGGAAGAUGCAAAGAAAAAGAACAAACACAAUCGAAAAGAGGAUGAAGACCCAGGCUCAGGAAAUGUUAAGCAGCAGAGCAGACUGCCAGGUCCUAGUGAGCGGAAAAACAAGAAGUCAAUAGAGCUUUCUAAAGAGGAUCUGGUCCGGCUCCUUAGCAUAAUGGAAGGAGAACUACAGGCUAGAGAAGAUGUGAUCCACAUGCUGAAGACAGAGAAAAUCAAGCCUGAAGUUCUGGAAGCACACUAUGGAUCUUCAGCUCCAGAGAAUGUCCUAAGAAUAUUGCACAGGGAUGCUGUCCUUGCCCAUGAGAAAUCAAUAGGAGAAGAUGUAUAUGAGAAGCCAGUUUCAGAGCUGGACAGACUUGAAGAGAAGCAGAAGGAAACAUACCGGCGCAUGCUUGAGCAGCUUCUUUUGGCAGAGAAAUGCCAUCGGCGCACAGUUUAUGAGCUGGAAAAUGAGAAGCAUAAACAUACAGAUUACAUGAAUAAGAGUGAUGACUUUACCAACCUCUUGGAGCAGGAGCGUGAAAGAUUAAAGAAGCUUCUUGAACAGGAAAAGCUCUAUCAAGCCCGCAAGGAAAAAGAACAUGCAAAAAGGCUCAACAAACUAAGAGAAGAAUUGGUCAAACUCAAAUCAUUUGCACUCAUGCUUGUGGAUGAGAGACAGAUGCAUAUUGAACAACUUGAUCAGCAAACCCAGAAAAUACAAGAUCUGACUCAAAGAUUAAGGGAAGAAGAAGAAAAACUUAAAAUUUUGGGUAUCAAAGCAAAAGAGGAUGGACAGAAACUAAUGAAGUUAGAGGCAGAACUUGAACACAAGACUUCCUCAUUUUCCCAAGAGCAUGAGGAGAUGACUGCCAAAUUGGUUAGCCAAGAGUCGCACAAUAAACAGCUCAGGCUUAAGUUGGUUGGCUUAACCCGCAGAAUUGAGGAGCUGGAAGAAACCAACAAAAAUCUUCAAAAGACUGAAGAAGAGCUUCAAGAACUGAGAGACAAAAUAGCCAAAGGGGAAUGUGGGAACUCCAGCUUGAUGGCUGAGGUGGAAAACCUCCGCAAACGUGUGCUUGAAAUGGAAGGCAAAGACGAGGAGAUCACAAAAACCGAAUCCCAGUGUAAAGAGCUUAAAAAGAAACUGCAAGAGGAGGAGCACCAUAGCAAGGAACUGAAGCUUGAGGUGGAGAAACUGCAGAAGAGAAUGUCUGAACUGGAGAAGCUGGAGGAGGCUUUCAGUAAAAGCAAAUCUGAAUGCACCCAGCUGCGUUUGAAUCUGGAGAAAGAAAAGAACUUAACCAAAGACUUGAUCAAUGAGUUAGAAGUGUUGAAAACACGAGUAAAGGAUCUUGAGUCUUCAGAAAGUAAAUUGGAAAAGGCUGAAUUAAUCUUAAAAGAUGACCUUACAAAGCUGAAGUCCUUUACUGUCAUGCUGGUUGACGAAAGAAAAAACAUGGUGGAUAAGAUAAAGCAGGAAGAGAGAAAAGUUGAAAGCUUGAGUAAGAACUUUAAGGUGGAGCAAGGUAAAGUUAUGGAAGUGACUGAGAAGCUAAUAGAUGAAAGCAAAAAGCUUUUGAAGUUGAAAUCGGAAAUGGAGGAAAAAGUGUCCAGUUUGACAAAGGAAAGAGAUGAGUUAAUUGGCAAGUUGAAGAGUGAGGAGGAAAGAUCUGCUGAGCUGAACUGUACAGUGGUUCUACUGAAGAAAAGGAUUGAUGGCAUAGAGGAGGUAGAAAGAGAAAUAGCCAGAGGUCGCGUUAGAAAAGGGUCUGGGCUUUCUGGACAAGAGGACAACAAGAUUAAAGAACUAACGGUUGAAAUUGAAAGACUGAAGAAGCGUCUCAAGCAAUUGGAAGUGGUUGAAGGAGACUUGAUGAAGACUGAGGAUGAAUAUGAUCAACUGGAGCAAAAAUUUAGGACGGAGCAGGACAAAGCUAACCUUCUUUCUCAGCAGCUGGAAGAAAUGAAGCUCCAGAUUGCAAAAAACAAAGCAAUAGAGAAGGGGGAGGCAGUGACUCAGGAGGCAGAGCUGAGGCAAAGGUUUCGGCUGGAAGAGGCUAAAAGCAGAGACUUGAAAGCAGAAGUGCAGGCUCUCAAAGAGAAAAUUCAUGAGCUGAUGAACAAAGAAGAUCAGCUUUCUCAGCUCCAAGUGGAUUACUCAGUCCUUCAGCAAAGGUUUCUGGAAGAAGAAAAUAAAAACAAAGUCAUGGGGCAAGAGGUGCUGAAUUUAAUGAAAGAGCUUGAGCUGUCUAAACGCUACAGUCGUGCUCUUAGACCCAGCAUGAAUGGCAGAAGAAUGGUAGAUGUGCCUGUUACAUCCACUGGAGUACAAACUGAUGCAGUAAAUAGUGAAACAGCGGAAGAGGAGACACCAGCUGUGUUCAUAAGGAAAUCAUUCCAGGAAGAGAACCACAUUAUGAGCAAUCUUCGGCAGGUUGGCCUUAAAAAGCCCACUGAGAGGUCAUCCGUGCUUGACAGAUAUCCUCCUGCAGCGAAUGACCUUACAAUGAGGAAGUCCUGGAUUCCAUGGAUGAAAAAAAGAGAAACUGGUUCUCAGACAACUCCAGAUAAAGGAGCCAGAAUACAAACCAGUCCAGAACAUCCUAGGGAGGUUGUCCUUUCUCCAAAGCAGGGGCAGCCUCUUCACAUUCGGGUAACUCCAGAUCAUGAGAACAGUACAGCUACUUUGGAGAUUACUAGUCCAACAGCUGAAGAUUUCUUCUCCAGUACUACUGUUAUCCCCACACUGGGGAAUCAGAAACCACGGAUUACCAUCAUUCCCUCUCCUAAUGUCAUGUCCCAAAAAGGGAAAGGUGGUGAGAGCCCAUUGGGCCCAGAGCGAGCCAUGUCACCGGUGACUAUAACUACUUUCUCCAGAGAGAAAUCCUCAGAGAGCACGAAGUCUCCUUUCAUGGAAAGACCUGUAUCACCAAUUCAAAUAAUGACAGUGUCUACCUCGGCAGCACCUGCAGAAAUUACUGUGUCUCCAGAAUCACAGGACAUGACCAUGGGGAGGGCUGUGUUUAGAGUGACUCCAGAAAAACAAACUGUCCCAACUCCAGUCCGAAAGUACAAUGCCAACACAAACAUUAUAACAACAGAGGACAACAAAAUUCAUAUCCACUUAGGGUCUCAGUUUAAGCGCUCACCUGGCACUGCUCAAGAAGGAGCAAGCCCUGUGAUAACUGUCAGGCCUAUGAAUGUAGCAGCAGAGAAGGAAGUCAUGACUGGAACUGUUCUUCGUUCUCCCAGGAAUAAUGUAUCCUCAAGGCUUGGAGCAAGCAAAGUUACAAGUACCAUCACUAUAACUCCAGUUACUACAUCUUCCACACGAGGAACACAAUCCAUGACAGGACAGGAUGGGUCAUCCCAGAGACCUACACCCACCCGAAUCCCUGUAUCUAAAGGUAUGAAAGCAGGGAAACCAGUAGUGACAGCCUCAGGACCGGGAAAUCAGAACAAAUUCGAACCUCGAGCAGAGACUCAGUCUAUGAAAAUAGAACUGAAGAAGUCUUCAGCCAGUAGCUCUACCUCCCUUGGUGGGGGGAAGGGCUGAGGGCAGUGGCUAAGGGGAGAGCAUCAUCAUUCAUCAGUUACGCAUGAACUCAAGAUGAUAUGCCAUGCAAGCUCCAUACUAUACAUGUGCACUUCUUCUCCACACCACUUGGUUUGAUCACUGCUGAAGCUCCACCUCCAUCACUGAUCUUCCGUGCUACUGAUUGCUUAUGGAUUUUACUCCUUUCAUUGGAAUCUGGUUUUUUUCCUGUGUAGAUCUUUUUUUUUUUUAUUAAAGAAACCAUAUAUUUGACUUUUUGAUAUUAGAUAGAAAGAGAACUACAUAUUUUGUGCCAGUUUUACUCUAAUUUUGCAAAGCCUUUGAAUCAUGUUUGCUUUACAUUUUGGUGUUUCCUACAUAAUUUAUUUUUAUAAUAUACUUUGUAAUGGAAGCUUGUUGUUUGGCCAGAUCUUCUGACUUUGCUUGUCUGUGGCACGUUCAUUAGUAGAAUACACUGUAAAAGAUUUCAGAAUGCCGGUUUAUAUAUUUUGUAGUGGAGUUUAUAAAGAUGUUGACUUGACCUCAAUAAUGGCACCUUUUAAGAAAACUUUGCCACAACAUUUCCUAGCCAUAAUGUGACUGAGAGAUUAACUGCCCUGAAGACUGCUCUGUGAGAUAAUAUUAUAGGGGUUUUUUUUGCACUGUGCUGUGGUUUUAAUAUAAAACGGAACACCAACAAACCAAAGCUUUGAAACAGUAUUAGACUGAAGAAUCGUUUUUAAAUGUUGUAUGCUGAUUUCUAUUACGCCAUGCUCACAUAAUGUGUGUUUUAACAUAUGUCUGUACCAAAAAGGUUUCUUAAUUACACUGUAACAAAUAAAUUUUCACAAGUGUGCAACAGUAACAUGGUGUUCCAAUUGUAACCCUAGUGUCGGAAGGGGCUGCUAAUUCUGAAGCUUAUCAACCAUUCACAUUUAUUUCAUUUAUUUAUGUUUGUUCCAUUGUGAGUCAAACACUGAUUGAUUAAUCCUAUGCAGAGUUUAGUGCCCUUGAGCCUUUUAAUUUCACUGUGUUUAGGCAUGCCUAGCUCUGCAUUGUAUCAGCCCAUAAAUUAUUUGCCAGCUGCUUCACUAGUUGAAUUGCUAUGAUAUACUCCAAAUCUGCUGCACACAGUAUGGGAGCAUACCAGCCUAGCCUUAUUUGACUAUGUUAGUGGGUUACACUUUACACUAGGAGUGGCUGCCUUGCUCCUAUUUCAAUAUUAUAUUCUAGAUGGAAGGCAAAAAUAGUAUUAUUUGUCUGAGUCACCAGCACUGGUGAAGCACUCUGGGAAUUCUAUCAGAAUCCUGUGGUAGCUGCAUUUUAAAUAAAAAAUGCAUUUUAAAAAAUGUCUUUUCAAUGAAAUACAAUCCAUACAUUAUUAAACUACUUCUAAAAAAUAGGUGUUUCAAAUUGUUCCCAUAUUUGUACACAUUCUAGGAUGCUGAAUAGUGUCUCUGUGUGUGCAUUUUACACACACACACACACACUUUAUAUAUAUAUAUAUAUAUUGAUUGGUUGGUUGUAUAUAGAUGCAAUAGGGAAAGUGUUGAUAGAAAAAAAAUAAUGUAAGUGAUGGGUAGUAAUACUCUUAAGGAUUAUUUUGGAUCCACACUGUACAGAACACGGAAGGCAUAUAAUUGAGGGACUUCUAGAUAAAAAAAAGGUUGUUAGUGUAAGGCACACUAAAGCAGUGCAUCUGGUGCUCACAAGAAAGGGGAGCAUGCAUCCACUGUGUGCUAAUCAGUGCUGUUACAAAUGCACUAGCAAGGUAAGUGUUGUUGAUAUAAUCCAUAUUUAGUGACUCAUCAAGCCCUCUCAUGCUUUUGGUCCUGGCCACUGUGGAGAGCUAGACAUAGGGUUGGUAAAGGAGAGAGAGAAGAAGUGAACGGGAAGAUUUUGAGAAAAGAAGUAGUGAAUGAGGAUAGGGAAAGGUUACCUGUUUACAGCAUGGAAUAGAAGCUGAGGAUAGCAGAAGAAAAGUAUUGGGAGGAAAGUUUAUUGUAAAGAAAGACUUUUGUUCAUUUAUAAAAGUAGGAAAGGGACUUGCCAAGAUGAACAAAAAGUUCCAGACAAGGUGAAAUAGCAAGAAGUUAGAUAUUGGGGUGGAGAGAACUAAUACAUUAGAAUAUCUAAGGAGGUUCAGUUAAAUUGGAGUGGAAAUACACUGCUAGGAUGUUUCUACAAAGCACCAAAUGAAAAUAGCUGAUAACCGUUUCACACAUUGUGCAGCAGCAAACCCAGGUUUGUCACCAAGUGUACACUUGACAAGAAGCUGUAGCCAAACAUGAUUUGCUGCUUGACCGUAGCUGUGUGAUAGUGAUUUCACACUUUAUGCUUUUUGGUACACCUAAAAAGUUCUUAGAUAUAAUAUGUGAAGUGGCCCCAUGGUUAACACACAUGACAGUAAGUUCCAAUGAAACGAAAAAGACUUAUUUUCCCAAAGCUUGAACAGGAUGAAGCUGGGAGGAGCACAACAGACAAGUUUGUCACAGAAUUCAACUUCCUAGUGAGAUAGCGAUCCAGUCUGUCUACCUUGAAAUGCAUCCUUCAGGUUCUAGGCAGACUUCAGAAGUGUUAUGAUUUGUUUGUAAAUUUUUUGUUCCUUUGAAAAUCAUGAACAUUAAAAAAAAUCUGAUUAUGUGUGUCCAUA